AUGAAGUUCUUUAAUUGGAUGCAUAACAAGCUUAAUGGGGGACAAGGGAGCAGAAAGUCUGAUGCAGUUCCAACCACAAAUUAUAUAAAUGAAGAGUUCAAAGAUUGGCCAGAUUCAUUGUUGGCAAUUGGAACUUUUGGCAAUAGGAGCAGUGAUCUCAAAGAAAGUAUACAACCAGAACAAAGCCAAUUACACGUACAAAAUGAUCGCGAAGACGAUGAUGAUGAGCAAAGUUGUUCUCCAGAUUUAGCAGAAUUCACACCUGAAGAAGUUGGCAAAUUACAAAAAGAGUUAACAAAAUUAUUAUCACGAAAACCGGUUAAAUCUGAAUUAGUUGAGAUCAAGAAUGUUGAUGAUCAUAUUCUUCCAUUAGACAGAUUUCUUAAUUGUCCAUCAAGUUUGGAAGUUGAUCGUGGGAUUAGUUCGAGCAGAUUUAGCACAAAUUCGGAUAAUUUUGAUUACGACGAGGAAGAAAUAGACAGAACAAUAAGAGUGAUCAUAGGAAGAUGCAAGGAUGUGUGCAGUAAGCAGAACAAAAAGAAAUCGAUUGGGAAGAAAUCAAUUUCUUUCCUUCUCCAGAAAAUGUUGGUCUGUACAAAUGGUGGUUUUGGUCCAGCUCCUGGUUUACGAGAUACAUUUCCAGAAUCAAGAAUGGAGAAGCUUUUGAGGACAAUGCUUUCCAAGAAAAUACACCGUCAAAAUGCCCCUCGCACAUCAACAAAGAAAUAUUUAGAGGACAAACAUCCACAAAGAGAAGAGCAAGAAGAGAAAAAACGAGAGAAAACUUGCGAUGAUGGAUCUAAAUGGGUGAAGACAGAUUCUGAAUUUAUCGUCUUGGAAAUGUAG
This is a messenger RNA of Lycium barbarum (goji berry), 846 nucleotides long. RefSeq names its product protein NEGATIVE GRAVITROPIC RESPONSE OF ROOTS-like. The coding region runs from base 1 to 846 and encodes 281 amino acids. NCBI's taxonomy places the organism in Eukaryota, Viridiplantae, Streptophyta, Magnoliopsida, Solanales, Solanaceae. Gene Ontology annotation, biological process: regulation of growth; gravitropism. The record is from RefSeq and is a predicted model, not a curated record. The transcript is spliced from 5 exons.